This is a messenger RNA of Echinostoma caproni, 1521 nucleotides long. The record is from the annotation of a GenBank genome assembly. NCBI's taxonomy places the organism in Eukaryota, Metazoa, Platyhelminthes, Trematoda, Plagiorchiida, Echinostomatidae.
AUGUCACCUAACCGCAGGGAAUGCCGACCUAUCAUGUGCAAGGUUUGCGAACAGAUGAGUCGAAAGAUUUGCAACCAAGAUUUAUAUCGCAAUCCAGAUGCUGACCAAGAACUACUUGAUGAUCUAGAAGAUCCAGCAUCUCUCGAUCCAACUGAAUCGGAUUCCGGUACUGUGUUAAUCGAAACACUAGCGUCAGAUAAUGGUGCUUCGGUGGAAUUGCCGGCUGCCGUUUUUGUGCAAAAUCUACGCAUGUUGGCCAAAUUAAUCGAAGAUGAGGUAGACUUUGAAUGUGACUGCUGUCGGUUUGAAUCAAAUCAAUCUAAAGCCGGCUUUCGAUGCAUCGAAUGCGGAGACAAUUUGUGCGAAAAUUGUGCUCGGGCGCAUCGGUUAACAAAACUAACUCGUCUUCAUACACUGAUACAUUAUCAGGAUAUAGUAUCCGCCGAAUGCCUGCCGAAAGUACACAAAGCUCCUCAGGCCUCGUGUUCUGAUCAUGUGUUCGAGGAUCAGGCCAUCGACUCGGCACAAACGCUGACCAAACUUGUGGAUAACCUACCCUCCGGGUUGAAUGGAUCCGAGAACUCUGUGCUGGACUGUCCGGCUCCACCAGCCUGUGCUUACUGCAAACAAUGCCGCCAGAUGUUGUGUGCUCAAUGCAGUGGACAGUUCUCCUCUACAGGGCCAAACCAGAGGCAUGUGCAACAUUUGGUUGUACCGCUAGAGCAAGCCGUGCACGCAGUCAAGUCGGAGAUGGAUUAUGUACGAAGUCUGACGGCAUAUGGGUUUGAGCUGACCGAGCUGCACUCGACUUUAUCCGAACGGAUAGAUGCGCGAGCAGAGGAGCUACAUCGUCGUAUCGCCCAGCUGGCCGAGGGGAUGAAACAGCAGCUCACGGAACAGAUCAACACUGAGCUUUCCAAUUUGGAUCGAUACAUUCGACCUUUGGGUCCGUUGAUCGCUCAGUGCGAGGUGGCAACCCAAAUCCGGCCAGAAUUCAUUCCUGGUGAGUCCGCGUUGGAUCAAGAUAUCAAUCAUGAAUCGGACAAAGUGCAUCUUUUUGGGAAACUGAUUAUCUCUCAGGAGUGUGAGGAUAAGAGCGAUCCCAACAUGGUCUGUCAUUCAACCAUGGAAAGCACAAUUGACCAUUCUGCGGACGUUGUCAAUGCCUUUGUGUCCACGGGGGUGAACACGACACCACGUCAAUGUAUCGAGUCACUGAAAUGGCCGUUUGAUAAAGAAAAGAAGGAAUGUGACAUGACAGACAAGAUUCCUGGAUUACAGCCAAAUGGAAAUGGGAAAGAGACUGAAACGGUCAGAUGCAGUUCCUAUGCCACACCCAGGCCGAAUGGCACAGACCUGAAUGACUCACAAUGGAACGGGUUGACUAACGAGUUUGAGUUCGAUGCCCGUGUCCCGACCGAUUCGAGAGAUGUGUGGCCCACCGGUUUGGCCAUUCAUCAACCGACCGGCAACAUUUGCGUCGUGGAUCGUGAUAACGCCCGAUUGAAGGCAAGUAGAUGA